CUGCUGUGGCGCGCGCGUCGGAGAACAAUUUCCAAAACUUUUGUGGUUUUGAAUUCAAACGAAAGACUAGAAAUUGGAAUAAUCUUCACAUUUCUUUGAAUAAGAAGUAAUAAUGCAACGAAGACAGGGAAGAGUCAAUGCCGGACUGCUUUUGCUGCUUUAUCAGAUUUCUCAAGUUGGACUCCAGAACAUUCCUUCUGUUACCCUUGGGGUACUUGCACUGAAUAUUUUUCUCUUUCUGAAUCCUGUGAGGCCACUGCAUGAAGUGUGUAUCAGUGUAAAUGAAGGCUUCUACAAAAAGAACUGGCAGCGUUUACUGCUUUCUCCUGUCCACCAUGCAGAUGACUGGCAUUUAUAUUAUAACAUGAUUUCCAUGCUUUGGAAGGGCAUAAUGCUGGAAAAAAAGCUUAAGAGCAUAUGGUUUGCAUAUGUAAUUGCAGUAUUUUCAGUGCUCAUUGGAGUUGUUUAUAUGGUGCUGGAAUUCAUGCUUGUGAAAAUUCUGGAUGAUCCUUCAUAUGAAAUGAAUUGUGCUGUAGGUUUUUCAGGAGUCUUGUUUGCAUUGAAAGUUCUUAACAACCAUUACAACCCAGGAAGAGUCAGCAGUGUCCUUGGAUUGCAGAUAUCCAGUAAAUAUGCUUGUUGGGUGGAGCUGGUGGCUAUUCAUUUAAUCUCCCCAGGGACUUCUUUUGCUGGGCAUCUGGCAGGGAUUCUUGUUGGACUGAUGUACACUAUGGGCCCUCUGAAAAAGAUCAUGAAAACCUGUGCAGGUGGCGUUUCUUCAUUCACUGACCCUGCUAGGCCAAGGGACUACUAUUCAGAGUAUUAUGGCUAUCCCGGUUAUCAAUACAGAACGCCAAGGAGCUAUUAUGAUUAUACAGGUGGGCUUACUGAAGAAGAACAGCUUGAAAGGGCAGUGCUAAACAGUCUUAAUGAAAGAGAUUUUGGUGGAGCAACAUAUAAUAAUGAGCGGCGACCCUAUGGUUUUUGGUUUCUACCUGAGCAGCAUUCAGAAGAGGAGAUGAGAAGGCAAAGGCUUCGUAGGUUUGAGAGACAAUGAAGUUGGCAGGUGUUGAUGUAAAUUGUAAAGCACUAUUCAGAGUUACCAAAAUAUUUGCAGAUUUAUUUGUAAUAUGCAGAUUUGUUUGUAGUAAUUUUCCAAUUUUUUUACUACUAGUUGUAAAACUGCAGAGGAUUUUGUGAGUUCGGGCUCAAAAUGGGAACUUGCAUAAAAAGUGUGAGAUAGGAAUCAAAAUAUGAUCUUUGGCAGUCUCAGUCUUAAUGCACCUUAAAUAUGGAAGAAGACUGAUGGUUUUACCAAACUGUCUUUUUUUCUUAAGUUCUUUUGUGUAGCUUCAAGAAUUGCUUGGCUUUUUGACUGCUGGUAUUCUCAGACAACAGGUUUUCAUCAUCCAUCACAGAUGAAAAAAAAUUACAUUUUUAUACAAUUGUGUAAAACUGUGCAAUUUUUCCUUACAAACAUCUCUCUGUUUAUCUAUGAUGACUGACUGUUUUGGGGAUUGGCGUGUGAAAUGUCACUUGAAAAGAUUGCUUUGAUGACAACCGCUAGAUCAUAUGAGUCUAAGCUUAAACUUUUCAGCAGUUUUGCAAACUGUGAGAAGUAGUUGCAGCUAUCGUUGCCCUAAGGAGCUAUUUAACACAACCUUUAGUGUUGAAUUCUUCCUUAAAACAUGCCAUUUUAUCUAGAGCUUGUAUGUCAGAAAAAUGAGUUGUAACUACUUACUAUUUCCUAAAGCCUUUCUUAAUAUUUAUGUUUUAAAUAAAAUGCUUCCUUUUAUAGUUGAAAUAAUUUUUUAGAAGUUUUAUGGAAAGGGAGGUGGAUAUGCCAUAUGAAGAACAUAUUUAUUACUUACACUUUUUCAAAGCAUCUAUUUUCCUUUUUAAGAAGGCUUGGAAAUUGUGUCAUGUAUGUGCUGUUCAUGCAGCUUAGAAAUUCUACUACUUGUCUGUGUGUAUCUCACUUGACGUCCAGUAGCAGCAGUAAAAGUUUGCAGACUUUUGAAGAUCUUGCCUAACUGUAGGCUACCUUGAAUUCUUCAUUUUCUAGAAGGAAUCUCUCUACUCAACUCUAGAGUGGUUGACAGGAGACCAGACAGCUCAGUUACCACUUUGGACAGACCCUCCACUCGCUGCUUGUCACACAGUGGCUGUCCUGCUUGUGGCACAUCUGCUUAUUCCAUACUGUUAGCUAAUGAACCUGAAGGUUUUUUUCCUAAUAUCACUCAGAAAUUACUCCUUGCCCAGGCUUUUUUUCCUCAUAAUAGCAGAAACUUUUCUGAAAUUGGGGACACUCCUGUGUAAGUAUUUUCAGUCCUGAAGAGGUGUGAUUGCACAAGAAUAAUUUGAUUAUUGGUCUUUGGCACGGGACUGUUGGAAUCUCUUCAGCACUAAUUUAGUAGAGCAUCAGGAUGAGCAAUUUAGUGGUUUAUUUUCAUAUACAUGUAAUCACCAAUCUGUGCUUUAUGAAGUCUACUUCUUUAUGGGGUUAUAGUUUGAAUGUAAAAACAUAGUGCUCUAUGAAACUGAAACCAACUUUUUUUGCUAUCCUCUUUAUUUAAAGAGUACACCUUCUGACUGUAACUAAGCUUUUCUUUGCUGAAAAAUGCACAGGCAGUUCUUUCUCUCCUAUGCCAUUCUCACUUUCACCAUCCUUCUUAUACCUAUUGUUGAUUUUUCUGCCAAGAAGCAGCAGAAUAUUGUUACACCAGAUAACGUGGCUCAAGGUUCUGAGAGCCAAAAGACACGACUACAGUGUGAAUUUGGAGAUACUCAUUCAGGCAGUGUAAGAACACUGUUAAUAUUAUGCAAAGUAUUUUCUGGCAGAUUCUAAGAUACUUAGCACAUAAGGAAUGAUAAUUUUUGUUGUGUUCUUGGUCUUUGUUGUUUUUCUGUAUUUGCAGUAGCCAUAGAAUAAAAUAGCAGAUACUCUUAGCUAACUCUUCUAUGCUCACUAAAAAUAUGUAUCAAAAAAACUGCAUACAGUUUGCAUAUUUUUCUCAGUGUGUAAUAAUUAUAUGUAAAUGAGGAGGAAGUAGCAUUGGUUCCUCAGACUAAUCUUUUAAUGCUCUGGUCAAAAGUUUCAGUGUAACUUACUGUGUCUGUUAAGCUCUGUUAUUUUAAU
Molecule: messenger RNA, 3139 nt
Organism: Gavia stellata (red-throated loon)
Lineage: Eukaryota; Metazoa; Chordata; Aves; Gaviiformes; Gaviidae
Gene: RHBDD1
Product: rhomboid domain containing 1
Exons: 7
Coding region: 113-1057 (314 amino acids)
Cellular component (GO): membrane
Molecular function (GO): serine-type endopeptidase activity
Source: RefSeq, a predicted model, not a curated record